Syzygium oleosum is the source of this 1095-nucleotide messenger RNA. RefSeq names its product MDIS1-interacting receptor like kinase 2-like. The record is from RefSeq and is a predicted model, not a curated record. Gene Ontology annotation, molecular function: protein kinase activity; ATP binding. NCBI's taxonomy places the organism in Eukaryota, Viridiplantae, Streptophyta, Magnoliopsida, Myrtales, Myrtaceae. Gene Ontology annotation, biological process: protein phosphorylation. Bases 11 to 748 code for a protein of 245 amino acids. The transcript is spliced from 2 exons.
GUAUGAGUACAUGGAAAGAGGAAGCUUGAGGGCAGUUUUGAACGAUGAUGAAAGAGCAAGAGGAUUUCAAUGGGACAAUAAGGUAAAUGUGGUCCGAGGAGUUGCGGAUGCAUUGUCCUAUCUGCAUCACGAAUGUUCACCUCCGCUGUUACAUCGAGACUUGACCAGUAACAACAUUCUAUUAGAUCUCGAUUAUGAGGCUCACCUUUCCGAUUUUGGCACUGCAAGACUAUUAAGGCUAGAUUCAUCAAAUUGGACUGCUAUUGCUGGCACCAUCGGGUAUAUUGCUCCAGAGUUAGCUUAUUCUACAGUUCCUAUCGAAAAGUGCGAUGUGUAUAGCUUUGGAGUUGUUGCAUUAGAGACAAUCAUGGGAAAGCAUCCAGGAGAUCAUGUCUCUCGGGAAUGUUCAUUGUUCGCCCAAACUGAGUCGCUGAUGUUGAAAGAUGUGCUUGAUCAACGUCUCUCGUCUUCUAAAAUUGGCCUUCGAGAUGCGCAAGACGUGGUCUUGAUCGCCAAGCUAGUGUUCGAGUGCUUGCAAGCCGAUCCAAGGCUUCGACCGACCAUGAGACAAGUCUCACGUGAGCUUUGCUUUCAAGUACCCUUGGAUAUGCCACUUUCUGCAGUCAGCUUAGAGCAACUACGCGAUCUUAAUGUCAAAAAAUCGGGAGCAAUUCAGGAGAUGGUAAGAUUUAAAGUUUUCAUGUGCUAUUAUGUUUGGUUUUCAAUUAUGAUGACGAUUGACUUUUGAAUAUCUUCUUAGUUCUCGCCAAACUCAACCAUGUGAUUUAUGAUUUUCACUGCAGAGCUAGCUUCUGUAUGAACAUCAUAGGAAUAGUGUGAUGUUUAUAGUUUGAAGUCGGUGCCAGAAAUAAUUAUGAGAAGACUUCUGCGAAGAUCCCAUUUUACAAUUAUUUCCAUCCUUUUACAGAGUGAUCAGGAGGUGAAUUUGCAAAAUGCGCUGGAUCAACAAAUCUUGCCUUCUUUGAUAUGAGACGUAAAGAACAUGUAGUUUCUAUUGAUAUAAGAGAUGAUAGUACUAGCACUAUGUGAACUUUCAUCGAAGUGCAGUUUCAUUUGAACUUUCAAUUGACUGAG